Messenger RNA from Symbiodinium natans, 1794 nucleotides. The record is from the annotation of a GenBank genome assembly. NCBI's taxonomy places the organism in Eukaryota, Dinophyceae, Suessiales, Symbiodiniaceae.
AUGGUCGAGGAGAAGAAGGAAGUAAAGAAGAAGAAGAAGGUAGAGAAGGAUGAGAAGAAGUGGCAGAAGGAACGCGAAAGGAAAAGACAGGAAGCCACAGCAGAAGAGGAAAGGAAGAAGCAGGAAGCAGCAGCAGAAGAAGGAAGGAAGAAGCAGGAAGCAGCAGCAGCAGAGGAGAGAAAGAAGCAGGAAGCCGCAGCAGAAGAAGAGAGGAAGAAGCAGGAAGCCGCAGCAGAAGAAGAGAGGAAGAAGCAGGAAGCCGCAGCAGAAGAGGAAAGGAAGAAAAGGCAGGCAGCAGCAGCAGCAGAGGAAAAGGACAGGAAGAGACGAGAGGCAGCAGCAGCGGCAGAAGCAGAAAGGAAGAGACGAGAGGCAGCAGCAGCAGAAGCAGAGAGGAAGAAGCAAGAGGCAGCAGCAAGAGAAGGAAAAGAAGAUGAAAAUGAAAGUUUGAGGAUUGAGAUGGCCCAGCUUCGUGAGUUGGUCAGAGGAAUGAAGGAACAGCAAGCCUCAGACAAAAGGAAGAUCAUCUCGCUUCAGGAAGAGCUCAAGAAGGCCACAGACAGUGAAGGAAGCACAGGAGAAGGAAAGAAGAAGGACAAGCCGAUUGGCCCACAGGAUCGAAGCCAAUUCAGAGUUGGAGGAAGUGAAGGAGCUCAGGAACUGUAUGCGAUCUUUCCUUACGAAGGAUUAGAUUUCCAGUGGAAAUGGGUGCAGGCCACAAAGGCAUGGCUCUACUACGACGUGAACCAGAACUUGUGGAUCAAGGACAGCGAAGAUGAAGAUGGAGGAUCAGCAGCGCUCAGUCGAGCAGUGAGGAGUGAGUUUCAAGAUGAGAAGGAAGCCAGAACAAAGGAAGAUGCGGAGAGCUUGGCCUUCCCUUUCGGAUGGAUGCAGCUGGCAAUGUCGCAUCAGAACGUGCUCGACGUGACAGGCCUGGAUGGAGUGGUGGUCGUGCGCUUCCUUGACCUGGGCUUCAAGUUCUGUAUCCUGGGCUGCGUGGUCUGUGCUGCGUUGGUGCCCAUGUAUGGCAACUCUGGAUGCAACGAGGUGCACUUCAAGCGCUGGACUCUGUCCAACAUCAGCUGCAUUGAAGUGGAAGAGAGCCAUUCGAUGAUGUUCGACGUGGUCGUCGCCGCGGCCUACUUGCUCAACGCAGGGUUCUACCAUUUCAUGGUGGGCGAGUGGGCCAACUUCCUCAACUUCCGAAAGAAGCGCUUCAAGCAGAUGGUGCUGGGUAGCUUGGGCAACAGCGCGGCCCAAGCCAGCCGGUCAGUCUUGGUGGAGAAUGUGCCGAAGGAGCUGCGGUCCGCAGAGGCGUUACAUCGCUACUUCGAGCGGCAAUUUGGUCCAGGCUCCGUGCACUCCGUGGUGGUCCAAAGUGACACACGUGCCCUACACCGCAUCGAGAACUGCUGCACCUCCCGGCUGUUUUGCUGCUGCCGCGCUUCCGAGCGGCUCGAGAACUUGCGCGCUGUGGUCCGGCCGGAUGUGUUCUGGGGAACACAGCUCGGCGAUCUCAGCAGGGGAAGGCGCAGUCGGCGGACCAGCUGCUUCGUUGAUGAGUCGACGUUGCUGAGCGGUUUAGACUUGCCCGUGGUGGCCAGGGACUUCUCCAGGAAGGUCAAGACCUACACCACCACUUUCGCGGGCACGGUUGCCAAGGCUUUGCCGGCCACCGAGCUUGUUCGUAGCUCCAGCUCCUGCUCGUCCACAGCCUUUGCAACCUUUGCCACCGUGCAAACGUCGUGUGUGGUAGUGUACCUGGGCUGCGAGUUGAGCUUCGCUCUGGCCUGA